UGUCUGUCGUCUGUCUGUCCAUCUGUCUGUGUCGGCUCUGCACAACGUGGUUUUGUGCAGCCAUUCUAAACUUCAAGAAUGGCUGUUACUAAAGUGAAAAAACGACAAGGUUCCAAAAAGACGAAAAAGGCUUGGCGGAAGACUGAUAUUCGAGAUGUUGAAGAGUUUUUGGAGGAUAAGCGACUAGAAGAAAGAUUAGGAGUUUCUUUCAAAGAUAGUAAAGAUGAGGAUUUAUUUACUGUCGAUACGGCUCCAGACUCCAGCAACUUGGAGAAAUAUGAGGGCUUCCAGAAGGAACGCAGAAAUAAAAUUGCAAGUCAACCGCCACGGUGCUUUGCGAAUUUAAAGUCUGAUUCCAAAGUUCCAGAUCCAAUUGCCAAGAGGAAUAGGGUCCGUACUGAUGAAGAACGCAAACAUCCCGUGUUGCGGCUGAAAGAAGCUGAACUUAAAUCUAAAGGCAUUCUUAAAGCUAAAGAGAUCACCCGUAUACGAAGCAGGCAGUAUAAUGCUCAACAGAAAAGGAACAAACCUAAGCCUGGAGAUUUUUCAAAAGAUUUGUGGGAUGAAGAUAAACCGCUGCCAGGUGAAAUGAAUUCCGAAUGGGUUCUGCAACCUGCAAAAGAACACAAUAUUGCUAACUCAAAAUUGAAAGAGAUGGUCAUCAGAUAUUCUAAGAGAAGCAAGCCUAGCAAAAUAGCAGCAAUAGAAAGCCCCCAUCCAGGAGUAUCAUACAAUCCAUCAUUUUCUGCUCACACUGAGUUACUACAGGCAAUCGCCAACAAGGAGAUGGAGCUCAUCAAGAAAGAUAAGCAUAUAAAGAGAGUUACAAGCAAUAUGUUCCAGAGGAUUCCCAGAGAACAAGCAGAGGCUGAUUGGAUGAAAGAAAUGAGCCAAGGUGUGCCUGUGUUAGAUGCAGAAGCUGCAAAACCUGAUGAAGAGCCUACUGACAACAAAGAUUUUAAGGCUAUAAAUCCGCCCACAAACAGAGACAAAAAGAAAGAUCUGAAAGCUAAAAGGAAAGCCAGAGAAGAGAAACUCAAGAAAACUGUUAGGGAGCGAACUAAAGCAGAGAAGAAGAAACAGACUGAUCUUCACUUAUUGAAACGCAUCCAGAAAGACCUGGAUGAGGCACAAGAAAAAGUGAACUUAGUGACGCAGAAGCGGAAAGCUGUCAGGGAAGCCAGUGUGGGCACUACAAGACGUCUUGGCCCAAGGAAGUUUGAAGAUCGGCCUGAGGACUUUAAUCUAGCCUCGGAUUUGAAGGGUAGUUUACGCUCUAUAAAACCACAGGGCAAUCUGUUGGCUGACAGAUUUUCCAGUUUCCAAAAGAGAAACAUGAUGCAUGUGCCACCGGCUAUUUCCGGCAAAUCGAAUAGGCUCAAAGCAAAGAAGGUGAAAAGGUACAAAAAGGCUUCCCACAAAAUGGAAUGGGAAAUAAAUCCUUAUGAAAGACCUGGAUACCUGAAGAAAAAGCAGGCUCAAAGUGCACGUGCCCUUGGACAGAAGUAAUGAAUGUUAUAUGUAAUGAAAUAAAAAUCAAUUAUCUACUUUAUGAUA
Messenger RNA from Thrips palmi, 1557 nucleotides. RefSeq names its product ribosome biogenesis protein NOP53. Gene Ontology annotation, molecular function: 5S rRNA binding. The record is from RefSeq and is a predicted model, not a curated record. Gene Ontology annotation, biological process: ribosomal large subunit assembly; rRNA processing. Gene Ontology annotation, cellular component: nucleolus. Lineage: Eukaryota; Metazoa; Arthropoda; Insecta; Thysanoptera; Thripidae.